Triticum aestivum (bread wheat) is the source of this 4188-nucleotide messenger RNA. RefSeq lists its product as uncharacterized. The coding region runs from base 591 to 3422 and encodes 943 amino acids. Lineage: Eukaryota; Viridiplantae; Streptophyta; Magnoliopsida; Poales; Poaceae. The record is from RefSeq and is a predicted model, not a curated record. The transcript has 5 exons.
UCCUCUCUGCAGAAAGAGCCAGGCCCCCUUUCUCCUUCCUCCUCCCUCCUCCCACAAAACAAAAGCCCUCUCUUUUCACCUCUAGGCCCCCCUCCCCUCCCCUCCCCAAUCCCCCAACUCCAACGCUUGGCUCAUCCGCUCUAGAUCUCCGCACCGUCUCUUCUCCCCUUUGUUUGCUCUAGCAUUUUUAUUUCAAGAGGGUGACAAGCGGAGCCGGGCAGAGAGUCUUGGGGUCUUGGCCGGUUCAUGAGUAGGGAGAGGAAUUCGCAUGGAGCGGUCAUGUCCUGAGCAGUUGCAGUGGCCAUCUCCCUUUGUUCUCUAGCAUUUGUCCCUCAUGGCUCCUCAACCCCUCAAGAUUCGGCGGCUCACGAAGAACUAGAUGUAGCCAUUAAUACUGGAGCGGCCGGUCUCAAGUUUUGGUGUUGCAUUUUUUCUGAGGGAUUUCUGCAUUUAUUUUGAGUUCUUUCUGUGAGAGAGUGGCAUUCAUUCAAGAUUCAGGGGGAGCGGGCGCGUGUUGUGCUACUCGCUGCCAGGCUCGUGAAGAAUCGGGUUUGAAUUUCUGCCUCCUUCUUCCUCGCCGGCGCGGAGGCAUGAGGAGGGGCGGGUCCUCGUCCUCCUCGGCGGCGAACGGCGGCGGCGGCGGCGGCCUGGCGAUCACCGAGCGGCAGAGGCCGGCGCCGUCGCGCGUGGCGGCGCUGUUCCAGAUGCUCGCCAAGAGGAAGCUCUUCUCAUCCUCCUCCUCCAAGAAGACCAAGCUGCUCGCCCCAGUGCGCGAGCAGAGGUUCUUAUCGCCGGGGAGGCCACCCGGCGGCGGCGGCGGGGGCGAGAAGACGCCGGCGGCCAAGAAGAGACCUCUCCUGCUUGAUUCUGCAGACUAUGCAAGGAGUAAAAGUGAAAGCCAUGGCACUAGCCGCUUGCCACCGCCAAGCCAAGACAGCAAUUCCAGUGAGAUGUGCACCCCGGGUGUGGUUGCCCGGCUAAUGGGCCUCAGCUCAAUGCCGGCCAUCAGCCAUGAAAGGUCAGCCAGAGCCACUGACUCUUCCGAGCCCGAGGUCGCCGGUCACCGGAAUGAAUGCUCUCAAGGUUUGCUUGGUAGCUCAGGGAGCAUGGCCACCUCGCAUCAGAGGCAGCAGAAGCCAGGGCAGGUCAUGGAUGAAUGGCAUGACAAUGCCAGCAAGUUCAGUGCAGAUUCACAGGCAUUGUGGUCAGGGAGGCACCACAAUCACAAGGUUGCUUCACCUCUUAAGAGCCCAAGGUCAAUUUCAAGCAGGAACAAGGCUCGGCUGAUCGAAGCAGCAGCCAGGGUUCUCGAACCCGGUCUGCAGUCCAGAAAUCGCCACCGAGCUCAGCGACAUGCACGCUUGGAGUAUCCAUGUAACGGCGAUGGUGUGGCGACUACUGCUGCUCCUGCUGCUGCAAUACAUAAGUCGCCGGAUCAAUUCUCAAGAGAAAUGGGUGAUGUUGAUGCAUCAAUGUCUGGUGCUGGCAACGUAGGAGCUGCCUCUCUGCACAAUUCUGCUCCCAGACAGUGGUCUGAAGAGAACUGCAAGAAGAUUUCUGCUGAUAGGAAGCCAAACCAGCAUGCACCCUGGCAAGGGCAACCUGGAGGAAACAUCAAGGUUUUGCCUGUAAGCAACUCGAGCGAGCUGGUUAGAGUUAAGGAAAGUGAUGCGAUGAUCUUCAAUGCUACCGCUGAUACAUAUCAAGAUGCCCGGAAAGUUCAGCCGAGGAACGUAUCCCGUGGGAAUGUUGUUUCUGGCCCUCUCAAGCAGAACAACCUGAAGCAGAACGCGUUGCCUACAGUUUCUAGAACAGAAGAUCCACAACAUAUGAUUCAGAGGCAGAAACAUAGAAAUGGGGAGCAAUAUGUGGCGAGCACAGGGAAGGAUUUUGUUUCGUUAAACAAAAGUAUGAAGAGCAGUACAUCUUUGAGGUCCAAAGGAAAAGUAAUGGAUGAAAUUCGCCUGCCACGUAGCAAUGCACAGAAUAAAAACCUGAACAGAAAAGGCCAUCGAACCGGUGGCCUACGUAGCGAUAGCUCUAACAAACCGAAGCCAAGGACUGCAUCACCAAAGGCUAUGGAGAAAGAUAUGAUAAUUGCAAAAGGCGCAGGGUUGGUUAGCGAGAAGCCGAAGACUACCAGUGCAAACUAUGCUAGGAAUGACCUGCUGAGACCGGUAGAGCCGCGCAAUGCUUCCAGGUGUAACGACUCGGACAUUGUUUCUUUCACUUUCAGCUCACCGAUGAAGGCCAUCCCUACUUCUUUGCUCAGCAAAAAUACUAGUGCUGUUCUGGGAUCUCCAAAUGGUCCUAAAAGAAACUCUCAUAGGGACUGUCAAAAUAUUUCUUCAGAAAGGGAAUUGGUUUUCAAGGAAAAACUACGAGGCACAUCAAGCAUGGACGAUGCAGAAUCAGUCUGGUUUAAUCGAGACGAGUUGAAGAACAGAGAUAUUCCUAGAAGCCGAGGCAGAGUAAUCGCUUCAUGGUCUGAGAAGGCGAGUGAUUUUCCUGUCCUACAAAGAUCGUCAAGCGAGGAACUUCUGCGGGGGUUAGACAGUCUGAUGCAUGUCUUCGGAGAGCUUCCUAAUUCCGUUGAGUUGCGUGAAACUCAUAAAAAGCUCGAGGCCAACGGGAAAGCUGAUAAUCCAUCUCGAUCUGUACCUGGAGGCAACCGACAACGAGGAAUUCUCCGACCUACAUAUGCACAUGAGAACUGCACUUCUGGGAACUCAAACUACACUAAAGAGGCUCAACUCGAAGACAGACGCCUGUCAGAGACUUGUGCGCCGCCAUCUAGCGCGCGAGACGCGACCACCCAUAGAAGUGCCAGGCGAGCCGAGCCUAACUCUGGCCAGCAUGGCGCGCACCGUCUUGCACCGGCGGUGCAGGGCAUCAAGUCGGCGCGCCUUGGGCAUGGAGAGGUCACAUCGACCGUCGACCUGCUGCUGACAAGUGCCUGCUCCUCCGGCCUACACCAUGCCAAGGAGGCUUUCCUCCUGAGAACAUCCGAGUCUGUGCUCGCCACCCUGACCCCGAGAAGGUCCGGCAAUGACAGCAGCAGACCCAAGGCCUCAGGAGCGAACCCGCUGCACAGCCUCGCGUCCGACCUGGUCACUGAGUGCCUGGACUCGAUGUGCGCCGAGCUCUGCGACUCCGGCUACAGGCCGUUCACGAGGCUCGCCGCGACGGUCCGCACAGAGCAGCAGCUGGCCGCAGAGGUGCGGAAGGAGGCGGCUAGGCACGGUGACAUGGCGGGGCAGGACCUGGGCGACCUCGCCGCCGGCGACGUGGAGCGCGCGGUGGCGGCCGGCGUGGCGCGCGAGGCGUUCCGGAUCGGCGCGCUCAUCGAGCGGGACCUGGUGCAGGAGCUGGCGCAUGAGGUCGGGCUCGACAUGCUCAGAGCGGCUGCCGUAAACUUGUAACAGCAAAGGAAGAAUGUUCUUUCGGGGUAGUGGUAGUGGUAUAGGAAUGAAGAGGCUUCGUUUCGAUGUUUGCGGUGACAUUUGCAGAGCUGGCCGGCGUUCCCACCGGCGGCGACUCUGCCACCGCCGCCGACUCUGCCGGCGGCGACGCAGGACUCCCCCGAAUCUUUUCUUUUCUCUGAAAUAAAUUGAACCCAGCCCCGUCCAGUGCGUGCAUAGAUCGGUCCGCCUCUCCUCGACUCGAUUGCCGAUCGAUCUCUGGCUUGCUGCGAUGCCGAGGCCUGCGACUGCGAUGGUGAUGCCGUCGAUACUUUCGGUGCUGAGGACCGCCGGCUUCAUCGGUGUCGUCACGGCCGUGUACGUGGCCACCAAGUAUCAGCUGCGCGAGAUGGCGGAGGAAGGGCAGAGGCGCCACCUGCAGAUGCUGGAGGAUAGGAAGAACAGUUUUGCUAGAACUCAUCUAGAUGAGUUAUAAUUUGGUUUUAUUCAUCUUUUAUAGCCAUCGGAUGUGAUGCUAUAAGAUAGGUGUGCAUUGACGUGGGUUGUAUUUGUUCUUAUUUUCAAGAUGAAUGAGACCAAAUUAUAUCUCAUCUAAAUGAGUUCUAGGUACUCUCAAGAACAGUUUUGCUAGAAAGAAGAAGCGGGAGAUGCAGCAGUUGCAAGCCGCCGCCGCCGAGGACCACAAGACCUAGACAUUGUUUAAUUUUUCCCUCAAACGUGCAUAUUUUAUUUUUCUAGAUUCUGCAAUCAACUAUGUUUUGUGAUA